AUGUUUCGAGCAGACUUUUUGCGAUUGUAUCUUUCGUCGAUCUCUUUCUGUGACCUAAAAAAAAAAAAGUUUUUGUUUUUGUAUAGCAAUUUCUUGUCUCGUCUCUUUUUUCCUUUCUUCUCUCGAUUUGUUUUCUUUUUCUAUCUUUUGUUAGUUGAUCUCUCUUUCACCUUUUCUCCCUUUUAUUACGCGGCUCUGAUCCUUCUGUCCUCUGCUUUCUCCUGUCCAGUUCCUCUUUCUUUGCCUUUUAUUUCCACCUUUAUCCCCUUUUGUCUCCUCCAUAUUGUUCAACGAGAUUCUCUUCUUGUUCAAUUUCUCGCGGUUAGCUUCUUCACUAUUUUUAUCUCUUCAAACUCAGUCUCAACUUCUUCCUUUCUCUUCUUUCUCGUCUUACUUUCCCCUCAUCCUCUCUCUCUGUAUUCAGUUGUUUCUUCUCUAAUUAGUCAUCAUUCUUCUUCUUCUUCUUUUCUUAUUCUCCUUUCAAACUUUCACCUUCCUUCUCAUUUUCUUCUCAUCUUCCCAAAUCCUUCGCCACCUUCUUCAUUUUCCAUUAACUCAUCUGUUUCGCAACAUUCUCUUUUUUCUUUUAUUUCUUUCUUUAUCCCUCCCUCUUCCUUGAUCUCUAUCUCCCUGUCUACCUCUUUCAGGUGUUUCUCCUCCGGUUCCUCACCGUUCUUUUCUCCAUCUUUUGCCACCAAAGUAUUGCGUUUUCGGCCAAGACCCUAG
Molecule: messenger RNA, 726 nt
Organism: Acanthosepion pharaonis
Lineage: Eukaryota; Metazoa; Mollusca; Cephalopoda; Sepiida; Sepiidae
Source: the annotation of a GenBank genome assembly